Ambispora gerdemannii is the source of this 482-nucleotide messenger RNA. Lineage: Eukaryota; Fungi; Glomeromycota; Glomeromycetes; Archaeosporales; Ambisporaceae. The record is from the annotation of a GenBank genome assembly.
ACUUGACCGAUAAAGUUAUCAAACGUGCUAAUAAAUCAUCUACAUCUAAACCCUUACCUAAUAUUGAACUUUCGCUUAAUUAUAAAUCUCCAUUUAAUGAUAAAUUUUUGUUUAAUAAUGAAUCUUCAUUUAAUUAUCAAUCCUCAAUUAAUGACGAAUCUUCUCCUAAUUAUGAACCCUUGCUAUAUUCACCUAAUGAUGAGCUCUCAUCCAACGAAUCCUCAUUUAAUGAUGAACUCUUAUUUGAUAAUGAGCUCUUGAAAAAUAAUGAAUCAGAAGCAGAUAUGAACAAUUAUAUAAAAAUUUAUACUCACCUUGAGCUAAACACGUACAAGGAUAGGAUUAAAAACAUUCUUCCAAAUAUUUCUGGAGCCAAUUAUAUUCGAAAAGAUAACCGAGAGAAUGCAGAAUAUGUGUUAAAUGAAAGAUACAUCUGUCAUUGUUCUAAAAAUCUGAAAUCAACAGCCAGCACAAUGAAAUGA